AUGGCGUCGGCGGCAGCCCUAGGGCUGACGAGCGCCAGGGAUCUGUGGGAAGAGUUGAAUGAUUCACCCGUUUGGCAGGAUCGGAUCUUCUACACGCUCGCUGGGCUCUUCGGUUUGGUUGGACUCGUCGCUCUCGUAUGUUAUCGUCCUCUUCCCCAUUUCCCAUCUUCCUUUUCGAUUCUCGAUAUUUUUGCUUGUAGAACACCUCCAUCUCUCGUCAUUCUUCCUUUUUCUGUUACUGUGUAUCCGUAAGGAUGUAGAGUUUGGAAGAUAGUUUGAUUUUACGUUGUGCUAUACCUAGGGGAUGGUAAAAUUUGUGGAAAGAGACAAAUUAGGAUUCUCUGCUCUAACAUCGUUUGCCUGAGAACGGCUGCCCAAGAAUAAUGAUCGCCUGGGAAUAAACGGUCAGAUUAAGGGUUAUUCAUAUCUAAGUGAUGAUAAUACCUUCGGAAAACUGGUUAACCAUAUGGCGAAUAUCCAUUAAAGAAAUGAUGGAGGAUCUUUGCGUCUAUCGUACAGCAGUUCAGCUGAUUCUCUUGGAUGGAUUACAUCCAAAUCAAUGUUUUAAAAUUUUCAAACUGGAUAAUACUAUCGUCAGGUUGAAAAAGUAAACGAUGAAGGGAAAAACAAAGAGGCGAGCUAUAGCGUCUUGUUGUAUUUCACAAAUGAAUAAUCCUGAUCAGAUAAAUCAAAAUCAGAUGACAGGGUUUCAAGUCCUCAAAUCAAUCGUACUGCACUGUUCAUGAAGCAGCAUUUGAAAGAGAUUCUCAUAAAUCAAAAGCAGCAUUUUAAUAUAAUGGCUUAUAUUAAAAUUGACGCUUUAAGUUUUCAAUAUUAGGAUUGGAAACCAAACAACAGAGAUAACCUAAAUGACAAAUGAUAAGAACAUGAUCUGCAAUGAAGUAUCACUAAAUUUCAAAAAAUUAUAUUGCUGGAAGGAUCAAUCAAUAUUUAGAAACAAUGUUUACACAUCCUCAAUUAAAGCCCAGUGGGCAGUGUCACACUCCAUACUUAUCUGCGUGACAGGCAUCAUUGGCACGGUUGGAUGCUAAUGGACAGUUUCAUUAAGCUAAUGUAUCAGGUGUAGAUCAAGGUGCUGACCCUAAAACUGAAUGGCACAGAUGUAAAUCAAGUAAAAGAAACUAAAUAACAUUAUCGUUGCGUAUCUGUAAAGGCCAUCAGCGAUCAAAAAGGAAAACAUCUUGUAAAUCAUUUAGCUCUGAUGCUUUCGGGAUGGCAGAAUAUCAGUACCUCACUCAAGGCAAAUUUAUACCGUGAGUGACCAUGUCUCCUGGUGUCUUGAGAUUCUAUCAUUACUCUCCAUGAAGAGAUGAGUGAGGGCAUCAGGGAAAGCAGAAAGAGAAAGUUGGUAACACCCAUAUAGAGUAUGAAAAGGCUUUUAUGUUAAUGUUGAGAGAGAGAGAGAGAGAGAGAGAGAGAGAGAGUAGGAGAGUAGUGUAGUUGGUUAAACUAUUUGUUUUUGAAAGCAAAAAAUGGGCAACUGGUUGGGGAAUGAUCAGAGUUAAGCCAACCUUCUCAGGCUCAAUGGUGGCAGUGAACUUGGCACUAGUUCUUUCUUGCUUUAAACAUUGAGCCAACUUGAUCAUAAAGAGCCCCUUCCAACUUGACCAUAGACUCGAUAUUUGGCUAUUAUCGAUUAUAAAUCUUACCAUCCAGAUGUUGUGAUAUAAUUUUUUGUCCAAUAUAUCUAAUAGUUCAUGCGGAAAACUGAGAAAGGAAAUCCGAAAAUAAUUUGGAUCUGCUGUGGAUCGCUCUUCUUAUUUUUCUACUAUGAGUGGAACGAAAGUAAUGCAAUGCAAAUGUACUACUCUGCUUGGUUAUCUCGUUAGCCACAGAGUGUUUCACCACCAUUUUUUGCUUUUUAUUCAGUCCCCAAAUGGUUCGACAAUAGCACCAAGUGUAUCCUUUUUGGUCCCAUACCUUUCGAUAAUCUAUCUAUUUAGUUCUGGAACACAGACUGAUUUAAAUGAACAGAAUAAUUUGCAUGUUGGUUAUCUUGACCGGAGCUAACUUUAUUUCUAUGUUGCAUGGUGCUUCUGAUGGAGCUAUAGUUCUUAAUUGACACUUAUAGCAUGAGUUGAAGGCUGACAUUCCAAAAGCAGCACGUGCAUCAUAAUGGGUGGGCUUAAGCAUAAACUACGAUUCGCAUAUGCAUUAAUCUGUGUAAAAUACUGUACUUAGAAGUUUACUCUUGAGACAACUGUGUCCUCAACAGUUAUUUGUGGUGGCUUGUGUUGUGGAUCUGAGCACUGGACUAAUAGGUGGUGGUUUCAUCAAAAUCGGACAUCAUGGAUAUGGUUGCGUCCCAGUGACCUAGUGGACACAAAUAAUACCACAUUUGAUAUUUUGGUGGAUGAUGGGAUAUUGACAGCGGCAUUUUUGAUAGCACCUUUUGCAGUCAAGAUAGGGCAGCAGAAAUGGUAAGCGUGCCUCAUAGAUCCCAAAAGUUUUUAUGAUGAUGGUAAAAACAAAAGCAGAGGCUGUGAAGUUGAUGGUAAAAAUAUUGGAAGCUAGAGAAGGGAUUCCACUAAUGGUGAAGAAACGUGUGACUACAAUUCCAGACAUGAAUUGAUAAACUCUAAAUGAUCCUAUCAUGCGUCUCAACAAUGUUGAAUGGAUUUUGAAAACUUUGCUAAUUUGUUUGAUACCUGCUUUGUUCACGGUAUUCCCGUCUGCUUCUUUUCCAAUCUAAGAAAAAUUGCACCUUUGUUUGGUUCCCUUGCGACAGUGAAGCGUUUUUUGAUACCAAUUGAUCCGCACUUAUGUACUUAUCAAAAAACAGAAUAGGACUGGAAAUAGAGUUGAGAAACGGUUGCUUCUUGGAAAUCCAGAACAUCGCAAUACCCUUUGGAUGAGAGAAUAAACCAUAAAAAAUCAGUGUUCAGUGAAACUGAAUCUCUCUCUGUUUUUAUUUGGUGAGAUGCCUCUUAGGACACUUUUUUGAUUAUGCCGCAAAGGAAGGGAGGAUUCCUAGUUACACAGAAGUGGCUGCUGCAAUAUAUAUCUAAAUAAUUCGAAUAUUUCUAAGCCUAUUUGGAAAGUUUAUGGAAUCCUCAAUAAAACGGUAGUUGUAGGAGCAAGAAAUAGUUGUCUCACUAUUUGCCAUUUGUCUUUGUUUGAACAUCCAUACUUUCAUUAUCAUGUUUUUUGUUGAUUUUACUUAAAAUUCCCUGGGUUAAGCAAAAGUCUGUUGUCUAAGUUAUUGUUCUUUGUGAUGCAACCUGCAGAUCCAACUUAUCCGGAUUGAAUGUAGAGUUCCAGAGUAUGGUUGGACAACACAGAAGGUCUUUCACUUUCUAAAUUUUAUCGUCAAUGCAGGUUUGAUUUCUUCGUGCUGCAUUUUUUUAUAUCUAUGGGAUGCGCAUAUUAUGAUACUGCGAAUUCUUAUUCUAUUGUUUGUUUUCUGUUCCUUUCUGCAGUUCGUUCUCUUGUUUUUGUAUUUCGUCGUAAUGUGCAGAAGCUGAGGCCCGAGGUUUGACACUUUAUUUCAGUUUUCUCUCAGAUUAAACUUCUUUUUGUUUACCUAGAGGAUCCUUAUUAGGGCGAAAUACCUCAGGUUAUUCAGCAUAUUCUCCUAGAUUUGCCUGGUCUUGCAUUCUUCACAACAUAUGCGCUCUUGGUGUUAUUCUGGGCAGAGAUCUACUAUCAGGUUGGUGUCAAGUUUUAUUUUUCAUGAUCUAAACGUGAUCAUGUGGUCCAUUAGUCUAUGCACCUCCUCCCCACUAUGUUCUCACCGCACCCUCCCGCUCCCCUCUUCUGGUUGCUGUGUGUUUGUUCUUCUGAGUGGGAAACUAUUGCAGGCUCGUGGACAAUCUACAGAUGGGCUUAGGCCGGGUUUCUUUGUGAUAAAUGCAGGCAUUUACGCACUUCAGGUAAGAUUUUUUUUGCUGGUGGUCAUCAUUAUUGGCUUUAGCAUGUGUAGGAUAUGACUGACAAGAAGAAUUGUGGGCGUAGAACUGGAAGACAUGGUUAGUGUUGCCUCGUAAGUUAAACAAGAAAAGAAAAAAUAGUGCAAAAUUAAAAUGCUCAACUAGUUAUUACUACAUGCAGCAGUUAAAGUUUAAAAAAUGAAGUAAUUCAUGUCUUUUGUGUCUGUUCGCUGAUGCAAACUAGUACUAUUGAUGACUGAAUUGGAAACUCGUUGCUAGAAAUUACUUUCUAAGUAAAUAUCUCAGGUAUGACUUAUCUAUCUUUUGAGUAUCAUCAAUCCGUAAUUCUUUGAGGAAAAUUAUGCCUGUUUUUUCCUAAUUUUGAACAUAAAAUUUUAUUCCAUCAAAUAACCGAGUGUGGUGACUUUGUAUAAGAGCUGAACUAGGGAGAUGAAUUCGUUUGUCUCCAUUGUGGAUCGAGGGAUUUUUGAAAACCGUGGAAUUCAAAUAAUUUUGGUUUCGAUAUGUGAGGGACUUCUGGGUUGUGAUCUACUGUGAAUCUAAGAACAUAUUUUUCAUGGGCCAUGACAUUAAACUCAAGGGCGUGUUUGAGUUAGCAUGCUAGAAGGUUUCUUGUGAAAUUAUUGUAAAAGGGAAUAUAACAUCUUAGUUCUAGUGAGAUGUUUAUUAGGUAUACAACCCUUUUUCCGAUGUACCUUGGAAAUAUUUCACUGAUUAAAUAAAGUGUACUGGCACUUACAUGGACUAUUUACGUUGUCUCAAAUGUGACCUGUGGUGCAGAUAAUUUUAUGGUUAUUGUUAUGGUGGAUGCCGGUCCAUGGCCUGCUUGUCCUAUCAAAAAUUUUCGUUGCAGGUUGGAUUUUCUGCCGUUUGCCCGUAACUUGGUGUUCUUUUUCGUGCUCGAAGUUACUUUACAUUAUUUUUCUCCCCCCAGGUGUCUCGCUCUUCGCUGCCCUUGGUUUUCUUGUCUAUGGAGGGAGGUAAGAUAUUGCUUUUCUGGUUUCCAGUUAUUUUUCUCGCGGAUAUUAUCUCUCUAAGCCUUUGUUUAUGGUAAAUACUUACUUACAGAUGGGUGGGAGAGGAGAAACUCUCUCUCGCACUUAUCUGUAUUCACUGAUCAAGUUCAUCUACCUCUAAGUCACUAUGCAUGCACACUAAUGUCUGACAUGAAUCAGGCGAGGUUUUGAGUCCUAAUACAUAUAUCUUAGGCAUUACAUGGCCUAUGUUUUUGAGACAUUUCUUUUCUGGCCAACCUAAUUAGAUUAUCCCCUUAUUUGUUGUUAUGUCUUCUUCCCAUGGCUCCCAUUCACAUACAUGCUGUUUCUACCCGACCAUUCAGAUGCAAGAGCUGGGUUGGAUGUGCAGGUAUGCACAUCCAAAAUCCUUCAGGGAGCAGGAUGUUCUAUCCAAAUGACGCUCAAAUACCACUCUUUCUAGGGUCCAAACAGUCUUGCUAAACAUUCAUCACCACAGAGUUCCGGUUGUUCCUGUGAAGAAGCUAGCAGGCUAAAGAAUGAAAUAAAUGAACUCCUUCAAAGAAUGAUAUGUAUCUGGUCAUGCUGACAGGCUCUACCUUAUGCUACGACGCUUCCCAGUCGAGUCCAGAGGAAGGAGGAAGAAAUUGGGGGAGGUUGGGAUCAUCUUCACUCAUUCACAUCACGCCCUUCGACGCACUCCUCUUUUCUCCUCCCUCUCUGAAAUGCCUGCUUCUGUUCGUACAAUGCAGGUUGGCUACGUCACUACCAUUUGCUUCUCAUGCUUCCUGAUUAGAUGCGUGAUGGUGAGUGCGGCUCCAAUCUACUUCUCCAUCUCGAUUGUUGUGGGCCGUCAAUCAAUGUCCUGUCUACUCUGUUCACCUUGCAGCUGUGCUUUAAUGCAUUCGACAAAGCUGCAGAUCUUGACGUCCUCAACCACCCGGUUCUGAAUUUCUUGUACUACUUGGUAAGGCAUUUGGACAUGCGUUGACUGGAUAUACUGUUAGAACAGGCACCGAUGAUCAGUCGGUGGAAGUAAUUACCCAUUUGAAAAUUUCCUUUUUUUAAUCUAUGAUUUACCGCUGUUCUUGGACCCGUUUCUUGGAUCACAGCUGGUGGAAAUCCUACCUUCGGCUCUGGUUCUGUUCAUCCUGAGGAAGCUGCCCCCAAAGCGCGACCUCGGCCAGUACCACCCCAUCCGAUGA
Messenger RNA from Spirodela intermedia, 6090 nucleotides. NCBI's taxonomy places the organism in Eukaryota, Viridiplantae, Streptophyta, Magnoliopsida, Alismatales, Araceae. The record is from the annotation of a GenBank genome assembly.